Xyrichtys novacula (pearly razorfish) is the source of this 18739-nucleotide messenger RNA. The record is from the annotation of a GenBank genome assembly. Lineage: Eukaryota; Metazoa; Chordata; Actinopteri; Labriformes; Labridae.
GCUUAACAAAGGAGACAACAACAGAGGGAUGAUGGUUCCUCACACAGCAAGCCUGUCAGAGAAACAGUAACAAACUGAGCCAGUUCUCAUGAACAUUGUGGAUAUUUUCUUUUUAAACUCUACAUUUAAUCAACGUUUUUUCCUCAAGUUUGUCAAGUUGGAGACACACUGAAGUAGCUGCACUCCGGAGCUGUUUGAACCUCAACCCCUUUUCUCUCUUGCUGAAGCUAAACUGCAUUGGACUGUCAACAUUGAAGCCGAAUGCCAGAAGAGCAAGAAAUAGACGUGUUCGUGUAAUAUGGUGAGUUUUAUUUUUCUUUUAUUUGUGUUAAAAGUGAGUUAAGUUCAUUAGUUGUAGACAAGCAGGUGCGGUUUGGUUGAGUUUUGACGGUUUAGCCGGUUCGGCACCUGUCCCCUUUAACAGAAAACCGCCGUAAUGUUUGAAAAUGUGUCUUAUUUAGUCCAAGAAAUAUUGUCAUUGGCCUUUUUAAUAAGGAUUAAUUAGACUUAUGCUGCUUACCCAUAUUAAAUCUUGCAGUUGGGUAUCUUAAUAUAGGCUUUGUAAACCAGGUGUGUAACAGAAUUGGUCCUUUGGAGGGUACAUGUAACACAACAUAAUCAAACCUCACUUUAAACGUUUUAUAGAUAGCGUACAGUAGAAUUUACGGUAAUUUAUAUUUACCCUGUUCAGUGCAUUUCGCAUCACUUAACGUAGAUUUAUUUUAUUUACUGGACUGUAAUAUUUAUAUAUCUGCCAUUUAAAAAGACUUAAGCUGCAUUAACAUACAUUUUAAUUUAUUUCUGUAUUUAUUCCUCUUCCCUAAAUUCCCACUCUCAGUUUGUGUGUUGUGGUGUGUGUCUGUGUUUGUGUUCUCCUUUCCGACACACCUUUUCCGUCCUCUCUUCCUGUCCAACGUGGAGCUUCCAUACACAUCACAUGUAAUGUAAUGGUUAGACUCUUAAAGCCCCCCUACCCUUUUUAUUUACACUCAUACACACACUGACCCAUUAGUCUCGGGAGCAGAUGGUCUACUGUACACACACUCUCACACUCACACACAAAGCAUUGUGUUAAUGGACACCCCCUUUCAGCACUUAAGGAUUGUUCUCAUGCUGGUCUGAUUUUGGGAUCACACCAUAUCUGAUAUGUAUUGGCUGUACCAGGAUAAAUACUCUCAGUGGAAUCAAUGAGUGUCCCACUGACCCGGUCGGGGUGUGUAAGGGUCCACUAGACUUUGAGAUGUAGCUAUUGAACAAACCAGGUCAAUAGAGCAAAGCAGGACAAAAGAUGAAUGAAGUCUGAUGGGUGGGCUGAUUGAAGGAAAGUAAAGUCUGACCUCUCGUUCAGUCUAUUAGUGUCUUUGCACUCUUUCAAAACGUGUCUAUAUGUGUGUGCUUAGAGAGCAAAUGUGUCUUUCUGUUUGAGGUUUUUAUGUCACCCUUUGGACAAUGAUAACAGCCAGAGGGCCAAAACUGAAACCAGAGAGACCCUAAUCCACCCACACAUGUACACACCUCCAUGGCGUCAUAUCUCCUGUUGUGUGUGAGGCUGUAAAACAAACCAACAAAGGGUAGUCUGAAAUUCUCUUUUAAUUUAGAUAAUCGUCCUGUUGUUUUCAUGCUGUUAAUUCCUCCUGUGCUCGUUCAGUUCCUGUCUGAAUUUCUGAACGUCUGUCUCUUUAUUAUAAACCUCUCUGACUGUGCAGCGUGCAAAGCCCUUCCAAACUGGUCGGACGAGCUGGUGUGCUUUCCUUAGUUACAAACAGCCAGUGGUUGUUGACUCUCUAAGCUGCAUGUAAAAGACGACUCAAGAGCUCAAAAAUAGUGUAUUGUAGUGUGUGUGUGAUGCUUUUGUUUACCUGCUGCUGUUGACCCAUUUCUUUGAAUUGUUGUCUUGACUCCAUGUUAAAUUACUUGCACUUUACAUGAUGGACCGGCCUCUAGAUAAACAAUAUGACCCUUAACUCUUACAGAAUUUGUCACAGAUAGACAAAGACACCCUCACUGCAUUUAAAAUUUAUUCAUUAUUUAUAACUUAAUUUCUUAUUAAAGUGUCUUCUGCCAAAGAUAGUGGACACUGGGGGUUUUUGAGCGGUAUGCCAAGAUAUUUAAACUCAGUCACUCGCUAUUUUAAACCCAUUAAAAGCAUAAAUGUACAUAUUUUUAAAAUCAAUAUUCUUUGCUCAAGGGAAUACCAUUUACUUUGCUUUCCUGCCAUUUAAAAGCAGCCUGAGGUUGAGAAGAGCAUCUUGAAAAGUACUAAAAGCAACUUGCACGUUCUGGAUAGCUUCCUGUACAGAAUUAGCACUAUGGAAAAAAAUCCUCAUUGGAGCUUUAAUAUGAAUAUUAUUAAAUCAUUUAUCAUUGUCCUGAUAAAUUAAUCUGGUUUAUUUCAUGUAUUUUAACACCCUUUACCCUUAUAUCGUGUCAGUAGUAUAGUUCAGGCUCCCAUAAUAACUUGUUCCCAUAAGAUGAUUGUUCCCACGAGUGUGCAGGAGAUAAUGAACUUGUGCAAACAAGUUAAAAAUGAUCACCUGGGACUACAGGGGCUGUGCAGAGAGCAGAACAUGAUAUUAUUAAAGGCUGUAAUUUGAUCAUCUUACAUUCAACUCUGCACAAUUUUACAGUUAUAGUCUUAAUCCUGUGCAAAUUGAGACUGCAACCAUUAAUCCAAAGUAACCAUAACAUUUUUCCAGAUGUGUCAAAACAAAGAUAUUAAAUUCUAACAGGCCAAUAUGAUUUAAUCUGUUUUGUCUUUACUUUUAUAAUGGAUUAAUCUUCAUAGAGAAUGAGGGCCACUUUACAGAAAAGAAACCUUGAGAUUUCAGGACUAAGGGUGUACAUUUACAAGAACAAGGAUGUAAUAUUACGAGAAUGAGGUCAAAUUUGGAUUAGAGAAGAUAAAGUUUAGACUUUGAUUUGUCCUUUUUAUUAGGAGCAGCAACUAUCAGAACCAGAAUAUACAACAUGGAGUUUCUUGUUGUUAUAUUUAAAGCUCCUAUGAGAAGUUUUUUUGACUUUUCUGAAAUAGGCUGAAAUUCAUAUAAAUGCCUUUUUAUGACACCCAGAAGCAAACCAGACCAUCAGUGACAUGACUGUUGACUUUUAUAUCCAUAUUUUAAAUGCCUGAAACCAGCAUGAGGGGGGUAGGUGUCAACCGACCUGCUUAAGAAGCACUCCUAAACAUUCACACUAAAUGAAACAUUUACUGGCAGAAGUCAGCAAGAUAAGAUUGCUAAUCAGGACACUGAUUAGCAAGGACUGCUUUGUCCACAGAGGGCACCAAAAUGGACACAAACCAUAAGUUUCUCAAGAGCUUUAAGUUCUUUGAAAGUCUUUAAGCACAUUAGCACCACAUUCUCACAGGCAUCAGGGUUCUGAAACGAUCGUGCAAAAACAGAGUCCACCACGAAGAAGGACAGACCAGCAGGAAGCCUGCGGACACUGCUGUGCUGUUGUCUUCAGCUGUUGAGUAUAACUUUACAAAAUGAUUCGCGGACGUCAUUUGAGUGCAGGCGGAGGGCUGCUCUGAUAUCACCCACAUAUAGAAUAACCACAGCCUGAAGUUAGUCCUCUUCUUUGAAUUACAACUCUAUUCUCAUAUGAUCAUGACUAAAAAAAAAAGCAGCUUUUAUCUCUAUGUGCAACUUCUCCUUAUUGUUAUUCUUGUAAAAUUCAAACUUGACUCUCCUAAUAUUAUGAUUCAACUACAAAUCUCAAAAAUCAUCCUCUGUCAUAUAAUCAAACAUUUAAUCAAUAUUCUUUAUUUAAAGCUGUAGACAUACUUAGUGAUUAAUCAGGUACUAGAAGACAUUAUCAGUACAUCUGUUGCCCAUGUAACCAUCGCAGCUGUAGAUGAACUCCAUCGAUCAAAGACUUACAGAGUGUAGUGACAUCUUCUCCUGCAUGACUCAGUCAGAGGAUGACUAACCUCGGUUCGGUCUGGUGUGGCUUUGCAUCAGCUGUUACACACACAUCAGACAAAAACACAGCUAUGAGAAUCUGCAGCAUGAGCAUUUGGUCGACCAGAAUGGAAAUUGAAUUUCUUAUUAUGGUCAUCAUGUUUCUUUUUUUAGAAGCUCUAAGAGCAGACAGAAGCUGCUGCCACGUUUGAGCGCCUCAGCUCAACGACUGACUGCAGAGUCUUGAAAAAGGAGAUUUGUCUGUGCUCUGAAUGAGUGAAGUUUAAGCGGAGGAGCAAACGUGUGCAGGCUUCUUGACAAAAAAAAAAUAUAUAUAUAUUUCUGGGUUUAUUGUUUGGCUGUUUAAUCCUAAUUAAGAGUUUACUGUAAAAAGUUUGGCAGUGUUCUUAUUUAAGGUCAACCGGCCUGAGCAGCAGUGUACAGGAAGGAGUGAUUAUGACUGUAGGCCUACGCUUGUGUUGAAACAGUGGUUAACGAUUAAUUGAAUUAAGCCACUUUGCCAUUAAUAAUAUGAUGGUUGUGUACACUGGUUCAAACAUUAAUUAACCAUUUAUGUAGCUACUUCUUUGUUUCCUAUAAAAUCUGACAGAAAGAAUCUUUAAAAUGUUUUCUAAAGUGGAAGAGUUUGAUAUUAUAUCUUUGAAUUCUGGUUGAAUUCUGCCUCCAUGUUCAGUUUUUGCUGACACAUAUCAGCCAUUCAAGCUUUGAAUUUUCAAAAUAAAAGUCUUUUUAGCACUACUUGUCUAUCUGUAUUUGUGCCUAGACUUAAGGGAGCUCUACUCUGGAAAAAUCAAUGAUCAGGAGCCGUAGCUUUAUUUACCGUCUGUUCAUCAUCUUGUAAACACUCUUAGGAAUGUGCUCUGCCUCUAUAUGAUUGGUCUCUCACGGUACAAAGGUCAUUCACAUGAUACUUCACUUCAAUGGGAAAUCUGUAGCGCACCGGCCUCGUAGUCUGGGUUAAGGAUUUUACUGUAAUGGAACAACUCAAGUGUUUACAGCCCAGAGUGAAUGUUUAUUUCAGCCGCAGAAGAUCACUGUUAUUACACCUAACCAUGGCUUUUUAAAGGGGUCACAGAGAACAGCUAACCCUGCUGAGCACAGCCUGGUUUUCUUCUACAUUCCCCCCUUUUAGUGCGGGUAUAAAACCUCUAAGAAGUAAAUGAAAUAAAGCACUUUCAUCUUGUGACUCCAAACAUGCUCUGGUUAUGACGUUAUGUACGUGGCCUGAGGUGGAGGUCUGAAAAAUCUCAGGUCUUUUAGGACUCCAGAUGUCCUGAUCUAGAACAACAGCCUUCUUCGAAGUUGUUAAAAAAGAACUGCAAAGAUAAUCACAAGAAAGCCUGUCAACGAAUCUCAGAUUGUGGCUUCACAUGUAAAAAUAGUAGUAUGAAGUCUUUUAGGAAUACAUGGAAAUAAAUCGUCUGAAGUGAUGUGUUUUAUCCCGGCUGUCAAAGCUGCUCAUAAAAGCACUUCGAGGCUGAAAAACAAAUUCAAGAGAGACAAAAAAAUAAGCAGAGUCGACGUAAUCCUCAUGUUUGAACUGUAGCAGUGAUAGAACAUACAGUAUUAUAUAAAAGACAAACAUAUGAGACUAUAACACUGUGUUAGAGCCUAAAAUACUUAAAGCUCCAGUCAGGAGUUUUCUAUCCUUUUAAUUAGGGCUGGGCAAUAAACAGAAAUAUUUACCGGUACCGAAAUUUAAGACAAUAACCAAUGUCAUUUUACCCAUGUCAACAUAUUUGGUAGGGCCCGACUGACUCCACCCCAUCGUCCAUUUAUCGUUAUCUGGGUGAACUGCUCAAUGUAUCGUGAUGUUGAUUUGAAGCCAUAUCGCCCAGCCCUACUUUUAAUGCUGCAUUGUGGGUAUUGUAGGCAUCAGGUUUGACUAAAAAAACUUGUUCUCCAGUUCAGCUGCAUUGAUUUUUCUUCAUGUAUGAAUUAUGACUGACAUAUGUGCUGCUCUGAUAAUGAAUUUCUGUUUCCCUUUACUCAUCAGGUGAUGAUGAAACGCUCACCUUUUCCUGACCUCUAAUUGGUCAAGAAGAAUUCCAGUCAACAUGUCUCUCCAGGAACCCCCUCAGCGGCCCCUGUCCCCUCUACCCCUCAAACAUGAGCCCAAACCCAGACCAGAGAUCCCCCCGAAACCAUCCACACAGCCGAGCUCCCCCCCUCAGGGAGUGAGGAGCAGCAGCAGCAGCUCCAGCCUCUCUGGAGGGAAUGUCAAGAGGAUCGUGGACAAGUUUACCAAACAGGAGUCUGUUGAAGCCAGAGAACAUCCCACCAAUGGUACGACAGAGGUUAAGAGGAGUGGGCGCUUCAAAAGGCCGCCAUCGAUAAAGCCCAAACCGAGAAGGAUCAGUCUGCAGCUGGAGAUCGGGGGGGAACAGGCGCCUCCACUGCCUAUGAAGAGGAGCCGCGUCCCGCAGAAGCAGAAGGAGAGCGUGGGAGGAGAGGAGGGGGACAGCAUCAGUGUGGAGGAAGGAGGAAGAUCAGGUACCCUAGUUUUUUUAGAUUAAACUUAAAACUUAAAGACCCUGUGAGGAGUUUUAAGCAGGUCAUGAAACAGCCUGAAACUGAUACUGGUGUUUCUAAGACAACCAGCCUGAAGAGUUUCUGAUUCUUUUAAGUUAUUUUGAUGCUUCGUGUGACCAUAACAGACUCUAGGGCGAGAUCAGAGGUAAAUCUCAUGGUUCAAACUGAAAGAAAAGCUGUGUCUAAUCACAGACCGACUGUUGUGUUCAAGCUGGUGUGUGUGCGUGUGUGAGCGCAGUUAUUAGUGAAUCCACGGUGCGGUUGAAUUAUAAACACGCAGGUGUGGUGCCGCUGGCUAAUCUCAACCAGCAGUCCUAAACAGGUUGAGUCAGUCAGCUGAUCACCUGUCUGUAAGUGUACAUGUUGAAAUAGAGAGCAUAUGUGUGUGUGUGUGUGUGUGUGUGUGUGUGUGUGUGUGUGUGUGUGUGUAUGUGUGUGUGUGUGCAUGCCUCUGAGUUAUGUGAAAUCAGGAAGUGGUGCACACCUAAGGUAUGAAGAGUCAGGCCUUCACGUUGAUCCCUGCUGGUCUCUGUAGAGCAGCUGUGUCUUUGCCUCAUGGACAGGUGAUUUCCUCUGCUGCGUCACAUCACAUCACUCAGCUUUCUCAUGAACAAGCAAAAGAGGAAGUCGUUUAAUUUGACAUUUGAUUGAUCAAUAGAAACGCGUGUGUUUCCUCCCUUGUCGCUCACAAACCGGUACUCUUACUUCUUUGUUUUGGUUCCCCGUUAGAAGCAGAAACUGUUCAGGGCGGACGUCAGGAAUGUGUGACAAUCCUGUUCCAUAUCUACUUUAAGAUCUGAGUGAUCUUUGUAGUCAGGAUUAGGGCUGGGCGAUCAACUGAAAAUUCACCGAUAACGAAAUUUACGACAAUAACCAACGUCAUUUUGCCCAUGUCAACAUAUUCGGUGUCAAAAAAAUAAGAUAAAUAAAAGUUGGUUUUGGAUGUGUGUAGGUAGGCUAUGGUCUCAUACCUCUUUAACCCCUUUCCAGUCCGUAACGAAGAUGGAAAGACAGGUGAGGAGAUGGAGGACGGUUCAAAAGUUGUAGCAGCUGAAGUAGACGAAGUUAAUGUGGGAGGGGCAGAGCAGCUUGUGGAGUAGUUAUCGUCCGUUUAUCGUUAUCGAGGUGAACUGCUCAAUAUAUAUCGUGAUAUUGAUUUGAGGUCAUAUCGCCCAGCCCUAAUCUUGACUCUGAUCAAUCAUUACAGCUGUAUAGAGUGGAAUAUUUACUCCUCAACAUCUUAUAACUUCAUAAUCUUUGCAUCUUUUCUUCUUCUCCAUCAAAGUGGUCUGUUCUGGCUGAUAUGGAAAGUGUUUGAUUUCCCCUCUUCCCCCCAUCUCUUCCAUUCCCUUUUGUCAAUAUUAGAUUUUUAUUUUUCCACGCAACUCUGAAACCCACCCAUUAAUAUUUGAACACAUCCCUCGCUGCAUCAUGAUCAGCUGGUGGCUCUGUCCAGUGUGCAGUUUGGGGAUCUGAAGACACAAAUCUUUUUAUUUAUAACUUUUUUUUUCCCUCAGAAUUUGUAGAAAAGUUCUAAAUUAAAGACAAUAAUCCUGAAAAAUCCUCCAAGCUGCACAGACAGAGCAGUUUGUGUAACCUUCCUCUGACUGAAAGCUGAAAGUUAUGAAGUUACCACCCACUUAUCAAGUAGGCUUCUGUUUUUCUUAACUCUGGGUGUGACUUUUUCGACUGGGAAAGCAUGGGUGUAGGUCUGUGAAGUCACUCUUGAUGUCUUUUUAAAGUGAUAUGAACAGAAAAGUCACAGAAAAGACGAGUUUGCAGCAUAUCUUGUUUCCAGAUUGAUAAUCCAUGAUUGGAAACGACUCAGACAGUGAUUUGAAAGUUUUGUUUUGUCCAGUUUGAAUCAAAGAGGCUUAUCCUCAACUCUGCUAACACCAAAAUUUUGAAGCUUAAAUCUAAAAAAAACCUUCAAGAUUUAGUAAAAGAAAUAAUUCUGUGUUUAAUAUCUUUUUUUUUUUUUUUUCAAUGCAGCUCCUGAUGGAAAAGAAGUGGAGGUUCAGCCAAUAGGAGGAGGUGAAGCCGAGUCUCCAGACACGCCCCUCAGCCCCUCCUGUGACCCCAGCUGCACCUGCGUGUGUCACCUCCAGUGGCCCGGCAUGAAACUAGUGUGGGUGCCUGUGGACGCUGUGGAGGAGGAUGUAGGAGGAGGUGGAGAUGAGGAUGAGAUUGAUGGAGAGGACGACUGGGAGGAGGUAGAAGUGGAGGAAGUGGUGGGGGAGGAGGAAGAGGAGGAAGAAGAGAGAGGAGGGGAAGGGGACAGCAGGGCUGGGGAGGAGGUGGAAACGACUUCUGUGGCUGAUGAGGCGGAACUUUUGAAACAGGAUAAAGCGAAGUUUCAUCAUUCUCUGGGGGUUUUGUUAGCGGACGGUCACCGGAGACGCUCAGACCCCGGCCCUCACUCCAUUCUGGCCUCCCUCUCUGUCACUCGCUCUCAGUCUCCUCCCAUCCCCCCGAAACAGACACAAUCCACCCACCAUGGACCCACAUAUGAACAAGAGGAGAGUAUUUAUGAGGCCACACUUCCUGUGAUCCAGCCUCUCCCCAGAAAGACUCCUCCGGUGUGUAAAGAACUGGACAUCCCUCUUAUCAAAGUGCUGAAACCGGCCCGCCGCUCCAAACUGUCCUACAGCACCUCGGACCCCACAUCUGAGUUUCAGAAUGAACUAAAACCCGUCUCAAGCCCUGAGGAUGUUCCCCCCGCCAUUCCCCCCAGGAUUCCUCUAAGUCAGCUCCCUCGCAGCCCCACGCCCGUUCAGAGAGCAGGUAUCCCUCUCCCUCAGCCCACAGUGGAGGAGUGGCGCAGCCUGCGACCGUCAUCUCCCAGCAGCUCUGUCAGCAGCAACCUGAGCCCCCAUCGAGCCCUCACUCCACCUCCAGCCAGCCCUCACAGACCCCCACCUCCCCCGCCAAAGACAGACCCGAGGAGGCUGAGCAGCGCCUCGCUGCAGUCCCUCACACAGAGGAAAGGUUGGUACUAAACAAACAGCAUCACCUCUGUCUGAGACAAACUCAUUUUCAGUGUCAUCAUAAAGAGAGAUAACGCAAUCUUCUCAUGUUUGUAGAAGGAGGGGAGAACGGAGGGAACGACGGAGAGAGAGAGGACACAGCAGAGGAGACGUGAGUGAUCACAUCAACAACCUCCUCUCAUCUCAUUUAUAUAUUUUCAUGAGGCUGGAGAUGUUUUCAUUAUGAAUCUAAUUAACAAUCAGCUCAUUCUUUUAUGCAUCACAGCAGCUUCAUUUCUAACACAGACAGGAAGAUACAAAGAUAUAAAGAGUAGAAUAACAUUUCAAACACUGAGCAGCGUAUUCAGAGGUCUUCAGUCGUCUUUUGAUCAGGAGUUCGGCUCUAUAUUCAGUUUUUGAAAGAACUGGUGUACAAAAAAGUGUUUUAGACUGACCCAGUAAACUGUUGGACCCUUUAUCUCAUGUUUGAUGGAAAUCGUUUAUUCUCAUUGUUAAAAGCAUGGUGAGGAUUGGAGUAUAUUUUUAUCAUGGGCUGGGUCAUAGAGUCUCUGAAGUGGUUGACCAACAAUCUUUGAGCAGAUUUUCAUCUGGUGGAGCAGUUCGUACUUUAAAGUGGUCCUGUGGGCAGCAGUGUGUCUAGACUCCUAAGACUGGAGUGACAAAAGUGGGACACUGACGUACAGUGGGGUGGCUGUAGCCUCUCUGUCUUUACUGUCUACUACUACAACUAAAUUAAUACUACUGAAUUUCCCCUCGGAGAUCAAUAAAGUUCUUCUUAUUCUUAUCAUUUGAGUAUUAUACAGUUGAUCUAGUCCUUUGCUGUUGUUUUAACUUUAAAGAGACGCACAUUACGAUUCAUUUCUUAGUCGAAGUCUGUCAUGAAAGGAAGAUGUUUUACUAAAGUUACAAUAAAAUGUGUUAUAGAGGAGCUUUUCUUUCAGUGUUGCCAACCGAGCGACUUUCCUUACUGAGGAGAUGGCAACACUGUUUUCUGAGCACUUAGCCUCUGAGUCAUGGGUGGAGACAGUGCUGCUCUGCACACUUCUUUUUACGCUAGCUUGUAGACUAACAUCACUGGUGUUGUUGCAGAAGCAGUUCUCAUCAAGGCUAUCCAGCUCUCGGACACUAAUGUCUUUAGGGCCAUGAUAAAAGUUAAUAUCAUAAUUAGCUUUCUUACGAGCAUUGCAAUCCGCUAACGAACACGCUUGUUCCGCGAUUGUCUUCUAUUUCUCUGAGUCUGACCUUCAUUGGGAGGCUAUAGGAAAUCGAACUUUAUGUGAGUCUGCCGUUUGGGUCCAAUUACUCAAGUGAUCGAUAGAAUAUUCGGUAGAAUACUCGAUUACAAAAAUAUUCGAUAGCUGCAGCUAGUUAUAUUUAAAUAUGCAAAGCUAAAACUGUUGAUUUUUAAUGUAAUUGCCUCUGAAUCAUAGCUUUUAAGUGUGGGGUGGCAUCUGAGGUGGGUUUCAAGGGGGGCAAGAGCCACCCCUGAUCACCUCUUUAGACACACCCCUGCCUGUCAGACCAUCAGAACCAAGGAGGUUAAAAACAAAAUGAGAAAAUUUCUGAAAUGGUUCUUCCCAGGAUAAUAAAUGUACUACUUCUACAGCCAAUUUAUAAAAAGAUACUCGCUCUACUUUUUCUCAGUGAUAACAACAGAAGCUUUAUGAGAGUCAGAUUGUAAACUAAGUAUAAUCACCUCUGUUUUCUUUGUAGUUAUCUCCUGUAGGAGUAGAUUUCUCUGUAACAGCUUUUUUUUGCUGUUGUAAUCAUUCAAACUAGCAUACAUGCCAGUGUUUCAUCAUAAUGUGUCAUUUUAGCUUCAUAUUGGUCGAUCAUUCACUUUUCUUUCUUUACUUUCUCUUUCAGGUGUUUGGAGAGGAGGGACUCCCUGAGGAGGCAGGCGUCUUUCAGCUGGGAGUCUCGGCUGCAGGACGGUAAAGAUGAUUAAAGUUGAUGGCGUAGAGUAACUACCUUUAACUAUAUCAGAAGGAGUGGCAAAAAAACAAACUUAUAAAUUCUAAAUAUAUUUGUUUUAUAUGUCUUGUCUCUCUUCAGAACCUCUGUACCAGACCUACCGCGCCACCGUCAUCACCAAGGAGAUCAAACGCCAGACAGUCUGCCGCAACAUCAGCAAAACCAGCGCAGACUACGCCGUCGACUGGACAGCCCGCCGCUCCGGGACUGGAGCCGGUACAGGUACCGGGACGGGAAACGGGGCGCUCAGGAGCAGCCCUGUGCCCACGCCGACUCAGAGCACCCUGUGGCAGGACCUCCAGAACGUUCGCGAGAGCGGCGUGCUGGAGCAGCUCACCCCUGAGCAGUGCAAGUACCAGGAGGUGAGGGGCUAAGGGGGAGACGCUAAUGCACCGAGGAGACAUAAUAAUAUAAGGAAAAUCGAUGAGGAGAAAGGAGAGAUGAUGUAUCAAGAAUUUUAAAUCAUAUCUAAAGUCAUAAUGGGACGGUUUUAUAUAAAUCAAGAUCCACUCUGCAUCGCUGCACCGCACACUCAUGGUAUAUAAUAUUGAUUCAGAGCUUUUAGAGUCUCAGCUGAAACUUUCAAAAACAUCAGGGAUGCAUGUUUGUUCUGAGGCACACAGAGAUGUGGUUUCUCUUUAUGAUAUCUCCAAACUGUCUGUUGUAAUCCUGUCAAAUGAAAGUAAAUACGUACUAGAGGACAAGUCAAGACAAGCUCAGCUGAUUCUAAGUAAGAGUGAAACUUGGAAAGUGUUUUAUCCAACAAUGCUCUCACACCACAGUUUCAUUCAGAGGCCCAAAGUUCAUGUUUGUAUUCUUCUCCAUGACAGAGCAUGUUUGAGGUUCUGACAUCGGAGACCUCGUACCUCCGAUCCCUGCGAGUUCUCACCGAGCACUUCCUGGACAGCCGAGAGCUGGAAGAGACGAUGAUCAUCCGAGACAAGAAAACCCUCUUCUCCAACAUCCUGCGGGUCAGGGAGGUCAGCGAGAGGUGAGAAGUGGCAGCAGCGGAGGGGACUAGGAGGGAGAUGAAAAGACAAGGAAAUAGGACAGUGAUUUAUGAGUUGAACUACAACAAGGUCACUCAGUUAGAGAUAGAGUGACAGGAAGGAAGAGCAAAAAUGUUCUGAGUCAUUUCCUGAGUCUUUUCCAGGCCCUGGUUCUCGUCUUUGUGGGUCAGAAAGCAUGUGUGUGUUUUUGACUGAAUCUCUGCUGUGUGACUGCACAGGUUCUUAAAAGACCUGGAAGACCGAAUUUUCAAGGAGCUGGUCUUCCACGACAUCUGUGAUAUUAUCCACUAUCACGCCCAGCACAACUUCCCCGCCUACAUAGACUACGUCCGCAACCAGAUCUACCAGGACAAGACUUUCACCAAACUAUUGUAAGCAAGAUCCACCCUCAUGUUUACUGAAUCAACCACCUUUUGCACUUUCUAUAUUUCAGUUUAUGCUUAUACGAGUCUUCCUGAUGUGUUUUUUUGAGCUUUUCUAAAUAUCUAAAAUUUCUGUGUCUGCAGGAAGAAUAAUGUGCAGUUUGCCACAGUCAUCACUCGUCUUCAGGAGUCGCCUCAGUGCCAGCGGCUGCCGUUCAUGUCCUUCUUGCUGCUUCCUUUCCAGCGGAUUACACGGAUCAAGAUGCUGAUUGAGGUGGGAAAUGUCUAAUGGAACAAAACAGUCUGAUCUGAUAGAUUCAAUAUUAUACCAUAUCGUUAGGGCUGGGCAAUAAAAUGAUAACGAUAUAUAUCAAAAAUUAAUUUAUCUCAAUAUCAAUAUAAAACAUGGUCAAUAUGAUCUUUGAUAGUCGGCAUUCUGCCAUGUUUUGGUAGACUAUACGAAUAGCCAAUAAAAAGGGGAGUUGCUCCAGGUUGCGCCGCACUGAACCAAUCGUGCUGAAUUAGAACCAAGUGGCGAACAACCGUGUAGUCGCAGACUGCAGCUAUAUGCAACCAUAGCACUGUAACACGUGAAGCUGACAGCACUGUUGGUGAGAAAAAAGGAAAACGAGUGCUACCCCCGGCAGAAAUGCAGAUGAAGAUAGACAAGUGAUUUUUUUAUAUGGUGAUGCGUAUCGAUAUGGACUGAUAUGAAAAAAAAUAUCCCAUUAAUGCCUGAAACCACAAAUUAUGGCCAGAAAAUUAAAAAAAAAUUUGAGCUGAAAUGUUUAUUUUCAUUUUCGACUAAAAACCAAAAAAAUCAAAUGUCCUUAAAAUUGAACAAAUAUAUUUAUUUAUCUCGUUUGAUACAUUAGAUGUUUUUGGAAACUGAUAAACCACAAGAGGACAUUUUUAUUAUUUAUCAGACUGUAUUCAGUUUUUUUUUACUAAUUUGAUGAUCAAAUUGAUUUAAUAGAGGUAUCAUAAAAGUAUGUAUCAAAUAUGAUACAAAAGGUAUUAAAGGGAUAUCGUGAUAAACUUUUUACCAUAUUUCCCAGCCCUAUAUACAAUCCAGUAUGAUAUGGUUCAAUCCAAAAUAUGCUUAGUGACAAUACAACACAAUGGGAUAUGAUAGAAAAUCUGAUCAACCCAGCUGGGUAUGAAGACUAAAGCAGGGAAAAUCCCCAGUCCGGCUCGGUGUCAGACUGCUGUUUGCUGUUAUUGUUCUUGUAUUUUAGGUUUUAAAUGAAUUAGAAAACCGUGGAGCCGAGGAAGACAAAGCCAUCAAUGAUUUUCUACUUUUGGCAGAACCAGGAGAGGAAUUCCUAAACUGAGCCAAUCCCCAAUCCAAUCCUAUCACUUUAGUUAAACAGGGCAGGCACAAUAAAUGGUCACACUUAUCUGAGUGUGAAGAAGCUUAUCUUCUAAAAAACAAAACUACUCCUUUCAAAAGAACAGCGCAAACAUAAAAAAACAGUCUCCAGUUUUAGAUAUGAGGAUUACAAUGGAAAAGUCUUUGUGACCUUUCUGAAUCUAGGUUUCAUAACUGAACGCUGCUUUACGCCUGCCGUCUUUGACCUCUCAUCCUCUCCCGCCACGAGCCACUGACAGAUUGAGAGUUGAUAGUUUGAGUCCGUCACGCCGUGUUACUCCGCGGAACGUCCUCAUUCCUGCGUCUCCUCUCAUCACGGCCUCUUGACCUAUCGGCAAAUGCAACAGGCACACCUCAAACUCAUGACCCUGUUUGCUUACAGAUGGAAAAAAUGCGUCCUGCAGCCGAAAUAGAACGUUUUUGUUUGUCCGUUUCAGAACAUCCUGAAGAGAACAAAAGAGGGGACCAACGAGGAGCAGACGGCUUCUAAGGCUUUGGCCUCGGUGUCGAAGGUAAACUCGCCUCACUCCUCACCUCCACAAAUCCUGAUCAUUUGAGCCUCGAGUGCCUGGCAUGCCUCUGGAUACUUGACGUCAGCCAUUGUUUGGGUGAAGGCUUUUCUAUUGAUUGGGCUCCUCUGUGACAGUGAGUCAUCGGUGUCACGGAGGACAAAGGCAGACUGAGGCAGAGUUUCCACAAAAAGGAAGAUAUUUGAAUGUUUUUGUUGAGGGAGUGAACCCAAUACUCUCAGUGAGACUGCUGCAGGCAACGUUACAAAAUCUCGACUGACUCAGAGUUUGUACAGUAAUCUUCCUUUUUCCCUUCACAGAUUAUUGAUGAAUGUAACACACAAGUCGGAAAGAUGAGACAGAUGGAGGAGCUGAUUUACCUCUCUCAAACCCUGGAGUUUGAUAAGCUCAAGGUAGAUUUCACAGACCUCAGAGUCUUUAAAGAAGAAAAAAUAAAGAGGGAUAAACGAACAUCUGUGUUUGUUUUUUCUCCUCCAGGCCAUCCCCAUCAUCUCCCAGACGCGGUUCCUGGAGAAGAAGGGAGAGCUGCAGGAAAUGUCCAGAGGAGCAACUCUCUUCAACAUGAGAGGAAAGUUCACACCCAUCUACCUCUUCCUCUUCAAUGAUAUGCUCCUCAUCGCUGCCAAGAAAGGGUGAGGGGAAAGAAAGGAUUCUCAAUGCCUCAGAAAAAGAAAACUGAUGUUAGAUUUCCUUGGAUCUCUCUGAUGAUUUCACCUGCAAACACUGAAACGUUGUCUUAAAAUGUCCUUUUGUAAGUUGUUUUCUAAACCGAACCUGAGGGUGUUUCUUUGACUUUUCAUCUUAGACUUCAUGGUUUCACUUUAACCUUCUUAAUAGCAAUGAUAUUCAUGAGUCAUGCUCCAGUACACGCCGUUUUUAAGCCGCACACACGUGAUCAUAGGUGUUUCCACUUAAAGGUGUGAGCUGUCUCUGAGUGGCCUACAUAAACACUCAGAGUCAUUUCAAAAAUGCAAUAAUUGCUGCAGACAAUAGAAACAAACAUACACGAUACACAGAUAAUGUCUCUGAUUCUUGUCGUGAUAACCAGUCAGUCAAGUGUUUCCCGAAACAGAAGCUAUUUUACUUUUUUAAUACUUCUUUUUUUCUUUGAACAGGCCGGAGCGUUUCGUGGUGCUCGACCACGCCCACCGCUCUCUGGUGCAGGUGCAGCAGGUCGACGAAGGUGGGAGCAGCAGCACCCCCCUCGAGCACUGCUUCAACCUCACGCUGCUGGAGAACCACCAGGGACGCAUGAUGGAGAGGCUGAUCAAAGCUCCGUCUCAGUAAGUCGCCGCAGACCGCCGUCGAUAUAAUCCUAAAUAUGUGCUGACGUGACAAAAGGUAUGUUAACGAGCUGUCUCUGCGACAGGUCGGACAUGCACAGGUGGAUGGCAGCUUUCCCAAACCCCACUAACCCGAACAGAGACGACGAUGAAGUGAUUUACGAGGACUGGGGUGAGAGAAAGCUCGCACCUAAAGUGGAAGUGCUGCAUACUGUUGUGUUACAUAACCCAAAGUUGCUCAUGGUUGUAUUUGUGUGUGUUUGUGUGUCAGACUGUCCUCAGGUGCAGUGUGUGGAGCAGUACGUCGCCCAGCAGGCAGACGAGCUCACCCUGGAGCCCACUGAGAUCAUCAACGUCAUCCGUAAAACCAAUGAGGGUAAGAAUGAGGAGGAAGUACCAGACCGGUGUUUGGUUUAUUUAUCUAUUCAUUAGGCUUUCAAGCUCCUGUUGGAGUGUUUAGCUGAUCUUAAAGUAGACUUAAAGGGAUAUUCUGGCGUGAAAUUAAGUUAGGGUCAAACACACCGUAACACAGAGUUAGACACCCCAUCGAGAGAUGAAUGUUGCCGACCACUUGCUUCUCUACUUAUACCAACUUUAGUAACGACCGCAAGAUAGCAAUACACAGCGGUCUGAGGAGCCAUAAACAAACCUCAAACGAAAUGCCACAGAUAAUGCUCAGAACAGCACCUAACUUCAUCAACAGUACAUAAAGGGUCCUAGCCAUAGUACUAGCCACCAAACACCCCAAAGUUUCUUUUUAACUUUGCCUAAUUUCUUCGGCAAAGAGACUAAACACAACUCACCUACUCUCUUCCAGCAGCCACUUGUUUGUAGUGAGACCUCGGGCCAGUCCAUUAUAGACUGCUGCGGGGUGACGCAGCUCAAGGAAGAACAUUUAUGAUCAUUUCCUCAUGGAAAUGCAAACUGAUCGAGGUGCUAAGGCAGAAGAACUACCACGUCUGCAUUGCAAAAUGAUUAAUAUGAUGAUUAUUACUUAAAAGAAAUGCUAAAGUAAUAAUCAUAAAUGUUCUUCCUUGAGCUGCGUCACCCCACUAUAGUCUGUUAUGGACUGGCCUGAGGUCUCGCUACAAACAAGCGGCUGCUGGAAGAGAGUAGGUGAGUUGUGUUUAGUCUCUGCAAAAGAAAUUUGGCAAAGUUAAAAAGAUGGUUGGUGGCUAGUGCUAUGACUGUGACCCUAUAUGUACUGUUGAUGAAGUUAGGUGCUGUUCUGAGCAUUAUUUGUGUCUAUAGAGUGGUGUUUUGGUUGAGGUUUGUUUACAGCUCCUCAGACCGCUGUGUUUUGCUAUCGUGCGGUUGUUACUAAAGUUGGUGUCUAACUCGGUGUUACGGUGUGUUUGACCCUAACUUAAUUUUACGCCGGAAUAUCCCUUUAGAUUGACACUGAUUCGUGAGAAACAAACAGGACCAGCAAUGAGAUAAAAGUUUCAAUUCUGUCCGCAGAGGGGCAACAAAAUCAAGUUCCUCACAUGAGCUUUAAACUGGAAUUAAAAUCUGUAGAGAAGAUGAUCAACCUUAAAGGUUUUUAGACAGGUUUCCUAUCAGAAAAGUCUAACUUCCUGACAUGCCUCUGUGUAAUUAACACGCCCCCUCCUGACUCUGACCCUGAUCCUUAUAACUGCCUCCUCCUCCACCCUCCACCUUAGCAGUUUAUUAAUUUUCUUACGACUUUUCUUGCAUGAAAACAGAAACGUCCAAUCUCCCCUUGUUUGUUCCCCCUCCCUCUUCCCGGUCCUCCCCUCUCCUCUUAUUUCCUCCUCUCCCUCCCAGGGUGUUACGAAGGAAUCCGCCUGUCAGACGGCCAGAAGGGCUGGUUCCCUGUCAACCACGUCAUAGAGAUCACCAAUGAGCACGUGCGGCGUAGGAACCUGAGAGAGCGCUACAGAGUCAUGCAGGCGGCGAGCAUGGUGACAAACAGCAAGGCCAGCAACUAGGAUGGACCACAAACUGUGGGGUGGACAAAUCCUGGAUGUUUACAUUUUUGUUUACAAAGAUAAUUCGCGGUAAUUUCCACGCUGGCAGGAAAUAAAUGUUAAGAAAUCCAAGAUAAAGGAUCAAAAAACAUCGUAAAAGAUCUGCAAUCACCUCCUUACCUUGACCCCUGGAGGACCUGAGUGUGCACUUACUGUAAGCAGCUGGGAGUGUGAGGUAGAUCUUUAACUUGACACUUCAAGGACUUCUGCAGAGGAGUCUGUGAAUUAGUGAACAUCAGCGUCUCGCAGCAUCACACCUGCAGAGACUUCCUUCUCUCUAGAGUGUACAAACGUAAAUACUGAACAUUCUGGGCAUUACUUCAAGACAAGAAAUAUCAGUCCACCGCGAAGAAAAGAUCGAGGCUGUUCCUGUGAACGCCUCUUGUGACAUAAUCAUCUGUGAAGUAAUCAACAGCUGGCUGUGAGCCGCUUUAGAGACACGAUUCCAUGAUUUGACGUCUUAAUGAUAGAAAAAACAAAAGAACACACCUUGACUGAAAUUAAAGUGUUUGAACAUGAUCUCAAAACAAGACAAAUCCAAUCAGGAAGUGCCUUUGAAUGAACUCAAACUACAGAACAAGUAUUUAAAACUCACGUCAAGCUCAGAAACUUUCACAAUGCAUGUAAACAUAGGCUUGGAUAAGACCAUAGCGCCCCCUGCUGCUUUUAGUAUAUGUGGAUAUGCUGGAACUGUAAAAUAUGUUGUAAAUAAUAAGUGGGGGAUUGUUUCCUUCAAUAACAGUAGUGGUGCUUUUAAUAAAAAAAUGACUCUUUU